UAUUUUUGGUCACUCGUCGUCUUAUCGGAGCGCAGUACAGUACUUUCAUUUCUUGGCGCAAUCAGUUUUACAAGUUAAAACCUCAUUUUCUAAAACCCCGACAUCUCCACAUCAAAAUGUCGAACAUUCCCAGAGAAAAGUCAUUCUGGAGUAUGAUUAUCGAUUCGAACGACAAGCAAACGUUCACUGUUGAACGGUCUUUCCACAUUUCUAAAGCCGUUAUUGUGCCAAAUCUUAGUAUUAAAUUGAGUCCAAUUGCACGUCUCAUGGUGGAUUGUGACAAUAAAAAAGGGAUCAUCUUGUGCGAACUCAGGAAAAAUGAUCCCGAGAAAUCAUUGAAGCCCGAAGCUGACCUAGACGUACACUUCCGUGUUGGACAGAAGAUAACACUUUAUUACGACUUUGGUGGGAUAUCGCUUGACUAUGGAAUACCAAAAAUCCAUCUGUCAGGAUAUGAAUUUGUAGUUUAGCGCACUAAUAGGCGUAGUUAUCUACCCCUAUUUAAUUUCUUUAACAACCAAAGGUGUAAAAUACAAUACAAAUGAUAUGACA
This is a messenger RNA of Daphnia pulex (common water flea), 552 nucleotides long. RefSeq names its product 46 kDa FK506-binding nuclear protein-like. The transcript is spliced from 2 exons. The record is from RefSeq and is a predicted model, not a curated record. Bases 117 to 470 code for a protein of 117 amino acids. NCBI's taxonomy places the organism in Eukaryota, Metazoa, Arthropoda, Branchiopoda, Diplostraca, Daphniidae.